Molecule: messenger RNA, 887 nt
Organism: Cucurbita maxima (winter squash)
Lineage: Eukaryota; Viridiplantae; Streptophyta; Magnoliopsida; Cucurbitales; Cucurbitaceae
Exons: 5
Coding region: 106-618 (170 amino acids)
Cellular component (GO): chloroplast inner membrane; chloroplast thylakoid membrane
Source: RefSeq, a predicted model, not a curated record
UUCCUAGUAAUAAUCUGUUUCCCGUUUCCCGUUUCCACGUUCACCUCCAAACCAAAACCGCACUCUCUCGCUAUCUUCUGUUCAUCUUUGGGACUCAACACAACGAUGUCUGCUAUAUCCAAUUCGUUGGUUUUAACGAAAACCCCUCAACUCCAGUUAUCAGCUGGAUCAAAUCUGAAAACUGCUGAUAAACGAUUUGGGAGUGUUUCCCCUACCCGCUUGUUACUCAAUCCUGGUUGGGUGGGAAAGGCCAAGCUUUCUACAUUUAGGCGGCCACUUUCAGUUCAAGCUGCAUAUAGUGAUGGUGGACGGUCAAGCAGUGCAGGCAUUUUUAUUGGAGGUUUUGUAUUGGGAGGGCUCAUAGUUGGAACGCUUGGCUGUGUAUAUGCCCCUCAGAUUAGCAAGGCACUUGCUGGAACAGACCGAAAAGAUUUGAUGAGGAAACUUCCCAAGUUCAUAUAUGAUGAAGAAAAAGCCGUAGAGAAAACAAGAAAAGUGCUGGCACAGAAGAUUGAACAGUUGAACUCUGCCAUUGAUGAGGUUUCUUCUCAGCUCCGUACGGAGGAUUCCCCAAAUGGAGUGGCCGUAAACUCUGAUGAAGUUGAACCUGCCAUUUGAAAGUAUCGUUACCUUGGUUUUCACCGCCCACCGGGACUAAGAAUAUUAGUUAAUUUUCUAGCUAUUAUCUUUGAUUUUCUGUCUUGAAACGUUUGGAACUGAACUUUGAUGUGCAUUACACAUCAAUACGUAAUGUGAUGCUAUGAUCACUCAGAUGCUCCUUCUAAAGUUGAAUAGUUUGUAGAAGAGCAUUCUUGCUGUUUCCUACUCUGUAAACGAACAGCCAUUGUUUUGUAUUUGAAAAUCACAUAUUUCAUUCCUUCCUCUUA